CGGCGCUCGCGGGGCAGCGGGGCUGUGCGUGGCCGUGGGGCGGGCCUGCCGCUGCGGCCGGGGUCCCGGCAGGCAGGGCGGGCGGUUGCUGCCUUUGCCGGGGACAGUCGUUCGGUCUUUGCCUGGCCCGGGGCGGCCUCCCGGUGUGGCGCUGGUAGGAGGGAGCCGGCGGUACCGCUGGUGCGGGAACCGUGCUGGCGAGGAAUGGUGACGCUCCCCUGUUCGGAGGUCUUUGCUGUGCCGGAGGGUUGGUGGCAAACCCGGGUCCUGGUCUGGCUGGAGAGGAGCCACGGGGCUUAGUGGGAUGUUCAGGAGAGGCCACAGCUCUCACCCUUGCCCCUUGCUGUCUGAAGCCCACCUGUCUGAUGCCGCACUGGAGGUGGAGGGUGCCGCUAUGGAGCGCGAGGAUGGCGGCCACGCUCUGUAUCCACACGUGCCUUUGGCUGAGCGCAGCCUGGAUCCCCCUUGUAUCGCCACACGGACUCGCCCGUGCUACGGAGCUCGCUCCCGGCACUGACAGCCGGGGCACGGCUCACCGGCACGGGAAGCUGGCCUGGGCCGUGAACUUGGACGUACCAGAGGAGGAACUGGAGCAGCGGGCGGAGGAACUGGCCCGGGCUGCAGGGCUGGUGAACAUGGGCCGCAUUGGGGAGCUCAGAGGCCAUUACCUCUUCACCUAUCAGCCCGACAGCCACACGGCGCCUGAACCCGAAGCAAUAAGGAGAUCAGUGGACACUUUAUUUGCACAGCACGACAGCGUGCGGUGGCACUCGGAGCAGAAGCUUCUGAAACGCUCCAAACGCGGCCUGCACUUUAAUGAUCCCAAAUACCCCCAGCAGUGGCAUCUGAAUAACCGGAAGAGCCCCGGGAAGGACAUCAACGUCACAGGCGUGUGGGAGCGCAACGUGACGGGCCACGGCGUGACGGUGGUGGUGGUGGAUGACGGUGUGGAGCAUACCAUCAAAGACAUUCAGCCAAAUUACAGCCCAGAAGGCAGCUAUGACUUGAACUCCAAUGACCCUGACCCUAUGCCUCACCCUGACGAAGAGAACGGCAACCACCACGGGACCCGCUGUGCAGGGGAGAUUGCUGCUGUGCCAAACAACAGCUUUUGCACAGUGGGAGUUGCCUACGGGAGCCGCAUUGCCGGCAUCCGAGUGCUGGACGGGCCCCUCACUGACAGCAUGGAGGCCAUCGCCUUCAACAAGCAUUAUCAGAUCAAUGACAUCUACAGCUGCAGCUGGGGUCCAGAUGACGAUGGGAAAACUGUGGAUGGCCCCCAUCAACUGGGAAAGGCUGCCCUACAGCACGGCGUGAUAGCAGGUCGCAGAGGGUUUGGGAGCAUUUUUGUAGUGGCCAGUGGCAACGGUGGGCAACACAGCGACAACUGCAACUAUGAUGGUUAUGCCAACUCCAUCUACACCGUCACAAUAGGCGCAGUGGACGAGAUGGGCUCCAUGCCGUUCUACGCUGAGGAGUGUGCCUCCAUGCUGGCUGUGACCUUCAGCGGUGGGGACAAGAUGAUGAGGAGCAUUAGGCAGGAAUUGUCCCUGGGCAAGGGGCCGUGGGCGCUCAGCCACAGUCCUCAGAGGAGCAGACAGCCUCAGUUCCCUUCUGAUGCAGCAGCUCUCCCAAGGAAGGGCGUGAAGGUGACGACAGACUGGGAUUUGCAGAAGGGCACAGGGUGCACGGAGGGCCACACGGGGACAUCGGCUGCUGCUCCGCUUGCAGCCGGGAUGAUCGCACUGAUGCUGCAGGUGCGGCCGUGUCUCACCUGGAGAGACGUCCAGCACAUCAUCGUCUUCACAGCCACCAAGUACGAGGAUCGUCAUGCAAAGUGGGACACCAACCAGGCCGGCUUCAGCCACAGUCAUCAACACGGUUUUGGCUUGCUGAACGCCUGGAGGCUGGUAAACGCUGCCAAGAUCUGGGAGUCAGUUCCAUACCUCGCCUCAUAUAUCAGCCCUGUCCUGAAGGAAGGCAAGAGCAUCCCAUUACUCCCGCAGGAGCUGGAGGUCGCGUGGAACGUCACCACCACCGAUCUGGAGCUCUCCGGCAUGAGAACCCUGGAGCAUGUGGCAGUCACCGUCACCAUAACCCACCCCCGCCGCGGCAACCUGGAGAUCAGGCUCUUCUGCCCCAGCGGCAUGAUGUCCCUGAUUGGGACCACCAGGAGCAUGGACUCGGACCCCAAUGGCUUUGCUGACUGGACCUUCUCCACGGUCCGGUGCUGGGGCGAGGAAGCGCAGGGCACGUACAGACUCGUCGUCAGGGACGCUGGGGAUGAGAGCCUGAGGGCUGGGACCCUGAGGCACUGGCAGUUGACCCUCUAUGGCUCCUCCUGGUCCCCAGCAGAGAUGAAGGAACGGCAGAGGCUGCUGGAGGAAGCCAUGAGCGGGCAGUACCUCAACAGCAGCUUCUCCCUGCCAUGCCCUCCAGGGCUGGAGAUCCCUGAGGAGCAGCGCUACACCAUCACUGCUAACACCCUCAAGACCCUCCUGCUGUUGGGAUGCUUUGCUGUGUUCUGGACCUUCUACUACAUGCUGGAGGUUUGCCUGACCAGGAACAACGUGGGGUUUGACCUGGCCUGCCACGGCUCCACAGUCUGCAAGUGGUACCAGCAGGGUGGGAAGCACAGGGCCCUGGAGAAUGGCCUGGAGAUGGAGUCCAUGCUGCUCUACGGGGAGAAAGAUGCUGAGGAUGUUGAGAUAGAGUGUGAGCACCCAGGCCCUGCCCAGGAAGACAUGAGGGAGGAGGGAUCGUGGACCCCCAGCCACCCCAAACUUCACAGCACCAACAGAGCUGCAAGCUUCCACGAGGCGGCCCCCGCCGGUGCAGGGUAUCUCAGCCGGGAGGCGACAGCCGAGCUCCUCUCAGAUGAUGGUGAGCACCAGCCUUGCUAACUGGGGCUAGAGACUCGGGCCGGGUCUCUCCCGCCCGGUAUGUCAUUCCCGAGCACAGGGCAGCAGAGACUUCCUGAGCCACCAGGGACCAUUGCUGUUUGGGCCUGUUGAAGCUGGUACUGCAGCUGGCUCAGCUAGGAGGAGAAAGACUGUUGGUGGCGAAAGGGGAGCUUCCCUUUCCCUUGUUCCGGGAAACAAAGCAAGCCUUAAACCCGUUCCUAAUGGAGCCUGCCCCACGGCGACACUCAGGGCUUCCCUUCGCACGUGGAAUGAGGCCCCGCACCAAUGCUUCCCCGCUUCCCGGGUGCGAGGCGGCCGCUGAGCUGCAUUUCCUUCCUGGCCCAGCGUUGCGCGCGAGGCCAGAUGACCCCGCUCUCCCGCUGCCGGGGGCGAUGCCUGUCCCCCUGCAGCAGCUUUGCUCAGGUGAGCAGUGCUCUCGGGCAGGGAGGAAAGGGCGGAGGUGCCACGGCCGCAGCCCCAGGCGGCAGUUGCGGGUCGCUUCUGGAGGCUGGAGGAGGAGGAGGAAGGCAAAGCCAUCCCUGCUGCGGGGCAGGACAGGGACCUGCCUUAGCCCCCGGGGCUGCCCGGGCGGGCUGGGAGGGGAGCAGUGCACCGGGAAGCCGCCGGCGGGCUGCCCUGCGCGGAGGGCCUGCGGACGUGUCCGUUGCACCCCGGGGACUCUGCUCCACGUCGUCCCCUCGCUGGCAAGGGCUCGGGAGCGCCCGAGCUGCGCAGGGAGCCCCGUGCGCACCCGGCUCCCGCGGCGCAGCAGCCUGGAAGGAAAGGUCACGUUGAGCCCAGUCUUUGCAGCGCGAGCCCAGGGAACGCGGCAGGGCCCUGGCGCCUGCCCCUGCCACAGGGCCCUCGGCACCGAGGUUUCCCUGCCCCGCUGGGCUGGGAGCUGGGCAGCAUCUACCAGUUACACCCCGCUUAGAAGCAGGGAGCCGGUUUGCCUGUCUCGCACUGGCGCGUGCUCCCUUUGCCCUCCGCUCUUCCCCUGCUCCCCUGCCACCUCAUCGCAGACACGCAGGCGGUCGUGCCGGCAGGGAGGAGAAGGGAGCAGCGCUUUCUCGACCGUCCUGCUCACGCCGAGGGCCCCCUCGGUCUCGCCCCCGGCUCCCCGUACGCCCGAGCCCCAGGGAGGGCGGAGGGACAGCGCGUGCCUGCUUGCUCUCGGGGGCACCCGCCGUGGCGGGCGCAAAGGUGCGGCGCUGUGAGCUCGCUGCAGCCGCAGCACGAGGCCCUCUGCCCCGCCGGGCUUCGUGCCCAGCAUCAGGGAAGGACAAGGCCUGCUUUGGGCCGGGAGGGAGAGGUCCGGAGAGUUGCUCUGGCAGUGGCUUCUCUGAGAGCAGGGUUGGUUUGUCCGUGUGUCUGGGUUCGUUGGUUUAUUUUUUUAAAGUUGGGGGUUGUUUUUUAAACAGCAAAGUCCUUUUGUGCAGCUUUUCAAAUAAAGCCUUUGAAAAACC
Molecule: messenger RNA, 4369 nt
Organism: Rhea pennata
Lineage: Eukaryota; Metazoa; Chordata; Aves; Rheiformes; Rheidae
Gene: PCSK7
Product: proprotein convertase subtilisin/kexin type 7
Exons: 16
Coding region: 366-2903 (845 amino acids)
Biological process (GO): protein processing
Cellular component (GO): trans-Golgi network; Golgi membrane
Molecular function (GO): serine-type endopeptidase activity
Source: RefSeq, a predicted model, not a curated record